AGCGCAGCAGCCAAUCGCCUGCUCCAUCACCUGACCGCUAUUUGAAUAUUGAUGGUCGAGUCCCUCUGCCAGCAGCACACUGGCCCUCCUCUCUAUGUGUUGUUGAUGUGUGUGUGACAUUGUCUGGCUGAGAUCAUCAACACAUCACCGACAGAUUCCGACCACAAGCAAAAAAUGUCCUCACUGCUGAAGCCGUUUUCGGUGUGUGAGGGGCCGUGUGAGAGCUCCUGUGUGAGGAGAGGAUCGCCGAGCUCUGCGCCCCAUCAGCCGCCCCCUUCAUCCCGGUGUCUGGCUGCGGCUGCUGCCGCCUCGGGGAUGGGCUCUCUGCCGGCUCACCAGCGGUCGUACGCGGCGAGGAGAAACCUGGCGGCGGCUGCAAUCGGAGGGAGGAAACUAACGCAUCCUGGGAAGGCUAUCCUUGCAGGUGGCAUUGCUGGAGGAAUAGAGAUCUGCAUCACAUUCCCAACAGAAUACGUCAAAACCCAGCUGCAGCUGGACGAGAGAGCCAACCCACCGCGGUACAGAGGAAUCGGUGACUGUGUGAAGUUGACUGUGCAGGAUCACGGGCUCAGAGGGUUGUACCGAGGCCUCAGCUCCCUGCUAUAUGGAUCGAUACCCAAGUCUGCAGUGAGAUUCGGCACAUUUGAAAUGCUCAGCAACCCGAUGCGAGAUGCAACGGGUCGACUAGACAACACGCGGAGCCUCCUCUGUGGUUUAGUGGCUGGUAUAGCAGAGGCAAUUGUAGUUGUGUGCCCAAUGGAAACACUAAAGGUGAAGAUGAUCCACGACCAGUGUUCCCUCAGACCUCGUUAUAGAGGAUUCUUCCAUGGAGUUAGUGAGAUUAUUAGAGAACAGGGAGUAAGAGGGACGUAUCAGGGUCUGACAGCAACGGUACUGAAACAAGGAACCAAUCAGGCCAUCCGGUUCUAUGUGAUGAAUCUGCUUCGUAAUUGGUACAAAGGUGAUGACCCUAGAAAAGAAAUGCACCCGAUCGUCACAGCUAUGUUUGGAGCGACAGCGGGAGCUGCUAGUGUCUUUGGAAACACGCCUCUGGAUGUGGUGAAGACGCGGAUGCAGGGUUUGGAGGCGCAUCGUUACAAAAACACAGUGGACUGUGCCUUCCAGAUCUUAAAGCAGGAAGGACCGCAGGCGUUUUACAAAGGAACUGUUCCCAGACUGGGCCGGGUGUGCUUGGAUGUGGCCAUAGUCUUCGUCAUCUAUGAGGAGGUGGUGAAACUUCUCAACAACGUUUGGAAGACGCAGUAAAGGAGGGAGACAGGGGGACAGAGAGAAGCACAGACCAGUGCCUCAUGCUACGCACAACUCAACACCUCUAUCCUACUUCGCACUGGUUCUCUGCAUCGCCCUGAGCAGAUGACGCUUCAUCUUUACCAGUUUGAAUAUGAAAAUCCGUGAUUUAAAGGACCUGCCCGCAACACAGAGACAGCAAAAAAGGAGAUACGCUCUGACGACAGUUUUUAGACGAGGCUUUGGAAUCAAGAGGAAUCACUCUAUGUAGGGAAACAGAAAAAGGAAAAAGAAGCAGGGAAAUGCGUUAUCCUGAGUGUCUGACCAAAUUUGGAGACUGUUUUCGGUCUUUUAACCACAAAAUUUAGUGAACUUAGAGAGGAGCACGCAUUUUAAUAACCAAAGUUUAGAACUUUAGGAAGAGAGGCGAAGAAAGUGAACUUAGCAGGUUAAAAAGGGACAUUAUGUAUAUCUGGUGUUUUAGCUUUUUAUGACUGUUGUUGCUAUACCUGUUGUAGAGUGAACACUUAGAGCCAAACCAUACAUGUGUCUUGAGUCACUGAGAACUUGCCAUGACUCGCACACGAUACAGAGCAUAGAACAGACGAUGUAAACAGGCUGUUGUAAUUAAAGCUUACUUGACUGUGUUUGUGGCCUCGUCAAACUAAAACCAUAAACAGUGUUUCCCUCGCUGUGUCGUGCUAAUGGGCUUUGGAUAGCUUGCGUUGUGCAUUUUUGCAUUUCUGUUGACGACAGAGCCAGGCUGCGUUUUGUGCUAUGUAUCUUGAUGUCGCAGCUGUCCUGUUGCACGCUGACAGAGGCUUUUUGAGGCUACACAAACUGGUCUGGGGUCUGUUUCUCUGCUGCUAGUUAUUUAACCAUGAUAGAAGUAGUUACGAUGCUGAGUUACGCACAUAUUUUAGGAAACCAAAUUAUAUGUAGCACAAUCUUCACAUACAGUCUUACAAUUAGGGGAUGAGUGAGUUUAUUAAGAGGAAUUAGUGAGCUGAUUGUUGCCAUGGGGGGGGGGGAAUAACACCAUGCAACUAGAAAUACAGUUGAGAUUGUACAGCUGUAUGUGAAGGCUUUACUCGGGAACAUUUGAGUGUUUAAGACUCUUACAGACGGAAAUAUUUGAGUUAUUUCACCUCUACAGAAAACAUUUUAACUCGUCAGACUCAUUUUCUCCUGCCCCUUUAAUCAAUCAUCCAACACUCUCCUUUAAUCCGACAUUAUGUCACUUUAUUUUUUUUUUACCUCAAGCUUUCCUAUGCUUUUUGUAUGCUAACAGAUGAACAUGUUAUUUAGCUGUCAUUGAUUGCACUUGUUCUUGUCAAAUGUAGUGUUUACAUGUGUUGAGGGAUAUUAAAUGGACAGUCGAUGUUUCAGAGGCGUGAUAAAAUAAAUGAUAGGACUAGGGCAAGGCUUGGUUUUGAUAGACCUAGUUGCACCAUACAGCCUUGCACAGAAGCCUUUAACUCCUUGUUGCCAAACUACUGCAGAAUAUCCAAUGUAACAUCCCUGAUAGGUGCAGGUCUUUAUUACAUUUUUAAGAGCUACAGAGUAUUGUUUAAUCUUUAUGUCUCUACUGUUUUUGUUUUUUUCAUUAACUGAAGCACAUUUUUACUUUAUGACUGUGUUCAUGCUUUGCUGCUUUUCAGAAACAGGCCAACAUCAUGUGUACCCAAAACAGCAUAUCUGAUCUGAAGUCAUCACGGACAUUAUGGAAGGAUGAUGGAGGAUUUUAUGUGUUAGAGAAAAGUUGUUGGUUUAUCAGAAGCAUUUUGUUGGGAGUUACAUGACCUGAUGUGGAAACUGCUGAUGAAACAUGUAGACAUAACAUCGUUUCAAUAAACCUGUGAUUUAUAUAUCA
This is a messenger RNA of Notolabrus celidotus (New Zealand spotty), 3121 nucleotides long. It is a transcript of the gene slc25a1a, whose product is annotated as solute carrier family 25 member 1a. Gene Ontology annotation, biological process: mitochondrial citrate transmembrane transport. The transcript has 9 exons. The record is from RefSeq and is a predicted model, not a curated record. Bases 175 to 1266 code for a protein of 363 amino acids. Lineage: Eukaryota; Metazoa; Chordata; Actinopteri; Labriformes; Labridae.